UCGCCCUCCGGUUCGCUCGUCGCCUCGCGUCUCGUCUCCUGUUCGGCUCGACUCCACCCGCCGCGAGAGAGAGAGAGAGAGGGAGGGAGCAAACCCUAUCUAGGGUUUUGCCCGCCCACCGCCCUCGCCGUCGACGCCAUGGAAGCCGGAGGAGGCAAGCGGGCCGCCCCGGAGGGCACCAACGGCGCCGCCAAGCGCGCGAGAGCAUCGGAGUCGUCUCAAGUGGGUGUAGGAAGCAAAUUGAAGCCAUGCACCAAAUUUUUCAGUACUUCUGGCUGUCCUUUUGGUUCAAGUUGUCAUUUUCUCCAUAACUUCCCUGGUGGCUACCAGGCUGCUGCAAAGAUGACCAGCCAUGGUGGGACAGCUGUUGCAGCUCCUCCUGGAAGAAUGCCUUUAGGACCUGGUGCUCCUAAUGGGCCACCUACAUCCAGCGUGAAAACUCGCAUGUGUAACAAGUACAACACUGCAGAAGGAUGUAAAUGGGGUAGCAAGUGUCAUUUUGCUCAUGGAGAGAGGGAGCUUGGAAAGCCGAUGCUGCUGGACAACUCAAUGCCACAUCCAAUGGGAUCAAUGCCGUUUGAGGCUCCACCAAUGCCUGGCCCGGACAUCGUUCCUCCCUCAACCUUUGGUGCCUCAGCCACAGCAAAGAUCAGUGUUGAUGCAUCCCUGGCUGGCGGUAUCAUUGGGAAGGGUGGAACCAACACAAAGCAUAUAUCCCGGAUGACUGGGGCCAAGCUAGCCAUCCGGGAUAACGAGUCCAACCCCAACCUCAAGAAUAUCGAGCUUGAGGGUACAUUUGACCAGAUCAAACAUGCUAGUGCUAUGGUCACGGAGCUAAUCGUCCGCAUCAGUGGUAAUGCCCCUCCAGCCAAGAACCCGGGCAGGGGGUCGCAUGCUGGGGGGCCUGGAAGCAACUUCAAGACCAAGCUGUGUGAGAACUUCAACAAAGGCUCCUGCACGUUUGGAGACAGGUGUCAUUUCGCCCAUGGUGAAAGUGAGCUGCGCAAGCCGCCGGCUGCUGCUUGAGACAUGCGUGUCGUGGCUUGGACUAGACGGCCAGCAUACCUGAGCUCCAAAUAUGAAAACGAUUGCACACAAGGUGAAAAUGAUAUGUGCAUUGUUGCUGCUUCUGCAGCAUGAGAUAUUUUGUCAUGGGAGGAAACUGGAUGUAAUCUGGGAGGAAAUAGAUAACAGGGAAUUUCGGUGUCUUUGAUUUGUAGAAUUACCUUGGAGUUUUUCCCUCGGCGCUUCAGUCAAAUUUUGUAAUGCUUCGAAUGCACUAUAUAACCUAGCAAAACUACAAUGAUUCCAUUUACUUGGGUGCUUUCUGAUGCUUC
Oryza sativa Japonica Group (Japanese rice) is the source of this 1337-nucleotide messenger RNA. The record is from RefSeq and is a predicted model, not a curated record. Lineage: Eukaryota; Viridiplantae; Streptophyta; Magnoliopsida; Poales; Poaceae.